Molecule: messenger RNA, 2703 nt
Organism: Drosophila erecta
Lineage: Eukaryota; Metazoa; Arthropoda; Insecta; Diptera; Drosophilidae
Gene: Rbf2
Product: retinoblastoma family protein
Exons: 1
Coding region: 169-2511 (780 amino acids)
Biological process (GO): regulation of transcription by RNA polymerase II; negative regulation of G1/S transition of mitotic cell cycle; cell differentiation
Cellular component (GO): chromatin; nucleus; transcription regulator complex
Molecular function (GO): RNA polymerase II transcription regulatory region sequence-specific DNA binding
Source: RefSeq, a predicted model, not a curated record
AAAUGAAAAUUUCGAUAACAAUAGCGGUGAGGCAGGCGGCAAUCGAAAUCAUUCGCGCCUUUCUGGAAUUUGCAUUUUGUACAGUCAAAACAGGGAUUCGCGUAAACUGCGCAGGAAUAUAAACAAACAAAAGUUAGCAGAAUAUAAAACAUUACCAGUUCUCUACCAAUGGACACUUGUGAGGUGGAGGGAGAGGCGGAGACGCUCGUGAGGCGCUUCUCCGCUAGCUGCGAGCAAUUGGAGCUGGAACCGAGAAUUCAGCAGAGCGCUCUGUCCACCUACUAUCGCUUGGAUGCCGACGGCGGGCUGUCCACUAGCGAGGGAGAUGCCCAGGAGUGGCUAUGUUGCUCUGUCUACAGCGAAUUGCAGCGGUUGAAGAUGCGUGACAUUAGGGAAGAGUCUACCAGCGAAGCGAACGAUUCGGUGGCUAAGAACAGCUGCUGGAACAUGUCACUAACUCGUCUGCUGCGCAGCUUUAAGGUGAACGUGUCCCAGUUUCUACGCCGCAUGGAGCACUGGAAUUGGCUGACCGAGAACGAGAACACUUUCCAGCUGGAGAUAGAAGAACUGCGUCGCCGACUGGGUAUCACUAUGACCCUGCUGCGGCACUAUAAACACAUCUUCCGGAGCCUGUUCGUUCAGCCCGGCAAGGAUGCGGACCCGGAUGACCUCAAUCACUACCAAGCGCUGUAUGAGUUCGGUUGGCUGCUCUUCCUGGUCAUUCGAAACGAGUUACCAGGUUUUGCGACUACAAACCUGAUCAACGGCUGCCAAGUGCUCGUUUGCACGAUGGAUCUUCUCUUCGUGAACGCCUUAGAGGUAGCCCAAUCCGUAGUUAUCCGCCGGGAAUUUUCUGGUGUGCCCAAGAAAUGGGACUCCAAAGACUUCAACCCUACCUUGCUGAACAAAUAUAGCGCGUUAGAAGCGAUGGGAGAACUGAUUCCCGAGCUACCAGUGAAGGGCGUGGUGCAAAUGAAGAACGCCUUUUUCCACAAGGCCUUAAUGCUGCUCUAUAUGGACCACAGUCUAGUUGGAGACGACACCCACAUGCGGAAGAUCGUUAAGGAGGGAAUGCUUGAUAUAAAUCUGGCCAACUUAAAUCGCAAAUACACCAAUCACGUAGCCGACAUUAGUGAGAUGGACGAGCGGGUGCUGCUCAGCGUCCAGAGGGCGACCAAAGAAGACUCUCAAAGAAGUCCACCGCCCUUCCAAACAAGCUCCUCACAUUCGCAUAAGAAACUGUUCUCCCAGGAUCUACCAGAUACUCUUCCACCUAGCAUUAUAAAAGCUAUCCAAAAGGAAGAAGACGGAGAUAAAAUUAUGAAAUAUGUAUAUCGAACUCUGCAAGAAAUGAAUCUGACCUUUACCAUUGCCGCGAAAGAUUUUUUGGAUGCUGAGGUGUCGGGAAAACGAUUCCGCCAGGUCAGAGGCCUUUACUACAAAUUUCUGCAGAAGAUUUUGGUCCCGGAGCUGGCUCAAAAACCACAGCUUAAGAUUGGGCAGUUAAUAAAUCAGCGCACGCUUACAGUGGCACUGUUAGCAUGCUGUCUGGAACUGGCUCUUCACGUCUACGACAAACUAGUGGAAGGAUUAAGGUUUCCCUUUGUCCUGCACUGCUUCUCCCUGGACGCCUACGACUUUCAAAAGAUUCUGGAGUUGGUGGUACGCUACGAUCAUGGUUUUCUGGGCAGGGAGCUGAUCAAGCACCUGGAUAUAGUGCAGGAAACAUGCCUGGACUCCUUAAUUUUCCGCAAGAGUUCACAGCUGUGGUGGGACCUAAAGCAAAGACUUCCUCGCUACAAGGAAGUCGAUGCAGAAACUGAAGGUAAAGAGAACUUUUCAACGGGGUCAGGCAUCUGCCUGCGAAAGUUCUACGGACUGGCCAACCGGCGACUGCUGCUUCUGUGUAAAAGUCUUUGCCUUGUGGACUCCUUUCCGCACAUCUGGCACUUGGCCGAGCACUCCUUCACAUUGGAGGGUGGCCGUCUGCUUCGUAAUCGUCAUCUGGACCAACUGCUGCUGUGCGCCAUAUAUCUUCAUGUUCGGCUCGAGAAGCUUCACCUCACUUUCAGCAUAAUUAUUCAGCAUUAUCGGCGACAGCCGCACGCACAGAGAAGAGUUUACCGAGAGGUCAGCCUGGGCAAUGGCCAGACCGCUGAUAUUAUCAGUUUCUACAACAGUGUGUAUGUCCAGAGCAUGGGAAACUAUGGUCGCCAACUGGACUGUGCACGAUCGCGCAAGUCACUGCAAGAAGCACAGAGUAACGUUGGUAUCCUGAAGGAGAGAACUCAUAACGAAUUGAGCCUGAGAGCCAACAUUAGCAUAUCUUCACCGCCCCCACCCAGGGUAUGCCAAAAUGCGUCCUGCUCCAGUCUGCCACCUCCAUCUCCCGCCGCAUCCCCACUGUCCUCACAGAGCUCGCUUAACAUAAAGCGCGCUGCUUCGAGUAGCGAAUUGAGAGAGGUCAAGCGACCCAACAUCCUGCGGAGUCGCCAGCUUUCAGUGAUCUGAAAACCAAUCAAAAAAGCUUAAAUAGUUGGUUCCAUUUUACGCAGCCAUCUUAAUAUAUUUCUUUCUUAUUUAUCCGUUUAAAAUGCGGUACAAGAAAGUUAAAAGCUGCUGCUUUCGUGAGAUUGCUAAGACUUCAAUUGUAAUAAAAGAAUAACUUCCACCUGUAGUUUAAAUAAAUGUUUAUUGAAUGCC